GCUGGCAGGAGUUCACCGAGGGAAACUCGCUCGGAAAGUCUGCCUGCUUCGCCCCGCUGGAACGCACUAUGGAAGUUUCUGCAUUGGGAAGGUCACGGUGAGGGGCGGUCCUCCAAGCCCCUCAGUCUCGUGGAGAGCUCUUCCUGACCUGCCGAGAUGCACCGGGGCUGGAAACUGGGCUUCCACAUCCUCUGCCUAAGCGCUGGUGGAAACUGACACUGUUGUUUUUUUGGCUCCGAAUGAAAGAGGACUCUGGCUUUGUCACAAGCUUAAGACACCUUUACUUUAUCUGUGGACAUACUGGAGCACAGCUGCAUCCAUUACAAAGGAGCUGAAGAAAGAAAGGGAGCCAGUCACCUUUCCUGCCAAGACAGCAGGUCACCCGUCCCCUUUGGCCGACAGCGCCCUGACACCAUGAAAGAUCGCCUGGAGGAGCUGAGGCAGAGAGCGAAGGCGGCCAGCGAGGAGCAGGAGAGCAGCCCGACCGGCGCGGGAGAGGACGGGGAUGACGGGGUGGACGACGUCCCCCCCACCCCGCAGGCCGUGGUCUUCGAGGAGGAGCCGGUCCUGGACAACUUCCUGUCGGAGGUGCAGCGCAUCCGGGAGGCCGUGGGCGAGCUGGAGGCCGAGGUGCGCGCCUUCAGCCAGCAGCAGAAGCACCUGGUGGCGGCCAUGCGGCGCUUCAGCGUCAUGAAGAAGGAGAGCAGCAUCACGCGCGACAUCAAGCUGCAGGCCGAGAGCAUCCACAAGCGGCUGGACGCGCUCUCCAGGCAGGUGAAGACCGCCGAGGCCCGGGAAGGCCCCGCGGCCACGGCCGUGCGGAUCCGGCGGGCCCAGCACACCGCCCUCUUCCGCCAGUUCCAGCAGGUGAUGCGCCAGUACAACGACACCCUGGUCUGCAAGCAGGACAAGUGCAAGCGGUUCAUCGUCCGGCAGCUGGAGGUGUCCGGCCGCGAGGUGUCCGAGGAGCAGGUGGACGAGAUGAUGGAGCAGGGCCAGUGGGAGGUGUUCAACGAGAACGUGCUGCACGAGGCCAAGAUCACGCGCGCCCAGCUGUCCGAGAUCGAGCACCGGCACAAGGAGCUCCUCAGCCUGGAGAGCAACAUGAAGGACCUGCGGGACCUGUUCCUGGAAAUCUACAUGAUGGUGGAGGAGCAGGGGGAGCACAUCGAGAACAUCCAGGCCAACGUGGAAAAGACGCAGGACUAUGUGACGGUCACCUGCGAGAAGUUCAAGAUGGCCGCCAGGUACAAGAAGAAGAACCCGAUCAGGAGACUGUGCUGCUGUUGCUGUCCUUGGAGAAAUACGAUGCAGUUAUGAAAAGAAAAAGUAAUAUAAUCUUCUUAUAUUCUUCUGGCACAGUAAGGCUGUGUAAGGCUUGGCGUUCAGACAACAGAAUGAGGACACUGAUAGGGUGCUUCUCCCACCACAGACUGUGGGGGUCUAGAGAUACGUCUGGCCCUGAUAAGUGACAAGGCCACGGCGUGCUCAGAAAGGGUACUACAGCUGAGGGUCAGCACGCUCUGACUGAGCUGUGCUGAAGAAGAGCAGUAGCUUCUUCACGUUAGCACGUUAACCAUCUCACGUUAGCACGUUAACUUCCUCACAUAAGCAUGUU
Conger conger (European conger) is the source of this 1618-nucleotide messenger RNA. It is a transcript of the gene stx19, whose product is annotated as syntaxin 19. Gene Ontology annotation, biological process: synaptic vesicle fusion to presynaptic active zone membrane; intracellular protein transport; exocytosis. Gene Ontology annotation, cellular component: presynaptic active zone membrane; plasma membrane; SNARE complex. The transcript is spliced from 2 exons. The record is from RefSeq and is a predicted model, not a curated record. Gene Ontology annotation, molecular function: SNAP receptor activity; SNARE binding. NCBI's taxonomy places the organism in Eukaryota, Metazoa, Chordata, Actinopteri, Anguilliformes, Congridae. Bases 415 to 1320 code for a protein of 301 amino acids.